UCUCGUCCUGUGGUCUGACUUCGCUCGCUGCUGCUGCGCGUCCCCCUCUCUUGUUGCCUUUUUUUUUUUUUCCUUACCGAGCGAGAGAGAGAUGGAUAUGUAAACCCAAAAGCCUGCAGCUGGGGUUCCCUGCACGGAAGGCAGCACUGCGCAGGAUACAGAGGAGGGAGAGGGAGAGAGAGGGAGGAGAGAGAAGGGGAGAGAGAGGAGAGAGGAGAGAGGAGAGGAGAGUGGGGAUCAGACCUGCCACAUCCCUGCCAAGGGUGAGAGCAUUUUACGCGCCGAUCUCUCCAGCAGCUCUUCCUUCUUUCCUUCUUUCCACCAUCAGGACUAAAUUCCACCAUGCAAACUUUUCCUCUCGUUCCGACGUAAAAGAAACAACUUUUACCACCGCGGACCUCCGUCUGAACUUCUCCCGGUGCCAAUUAUACAGCCCGAGUGUUGAAGCCUGCCCGGUCACCACUGACCCUGUUAGCCAGCUUUAAUGUCAACUCCCUGGCUCCAAAGUGGAGGGAAUUACCCCACUUUUAGUCUCCAAUCAGGAAAAAAAGAAGAACAACACAGCAAAAUGCAGAGCUUGACUCUAUCCCGACCCAUGCGCUCUUCUCCGGGUCUGACUGCUCUUGCGUUCUGGUGAAAACACAGGGUCAGGACUGUGUGGAUAAAACCCUGAGGGUUUUGACAUUUCAGCCUUACUGUCUUUUUUUAGUCUAUCGCUGCUCUUCUGGCCUCGGUGCUUUUUUGGAGGAGGCCCAGAUGACGGGGUGGCGCUGCUCAGGCAUAUGCAGAGCCCUGGCUCUCCUGGCGCUCCUGUUUCCCUUGCGGCAGAGGGGCUGCUGGGGGCUGAAUCCCAGCUCUGGGGACCUGGAGAAGUCCCCGCGCUCUGAUCCAGACCCCUGGGAGGGCCUGCACAGGAACAAACGCAGCUGGGUAUGGAACCAGUUCUUCGUAUUGGAGGAGUACACGGGGAAUGAACCGCUCUACGUUGGCAAGCUACACUCAGACGUGGACAAAGGAGACGGCAAGGUCAAGUAUGUGCUCUCCGGUGAGGGCGCCACCUCCAUCUUCACCAUUGAUGAGAACACGGGAGACAUCCACGCCACGAAGCGCCUCGAUCGGGAGGCGCAAGCUUACUACACCCUCCAAGCUCAAGCCGUAGACCGAAUCACCAACAUACCCGUGGAGCCCAGGUCUGAAUUCGUGGUCAAGGUCCAGGACAUCAACGAUAAUGAGCCAAAGUUUCUUGAUGGGCCGUACUUGGCAGGGGUACCGGAGAUGUCACCCUUGGGAACGAUGGUGGUGCAAGUGGCGGCCACUGAUGCAGACGACCCGACGUACGGGAACAGCGCCAGGGUGGUGUACAGCAUCAUCCACGGACAGCCCUACUUCUCAGUGGAGCCCAAGACAGGCGUCAUCAGAACAGCCCUCCCCAACAUGGACCGGGAGACGAGGGACCAGUAUGUUCUCGUCAUCCAGGCCAAAGACAUGGUCGGCCAGAUGGGCGGCCUCUCCGGCACCACCUCCGUCACCGUCACACUAACCGAUGUCAACGACAACCCUCCUCGGUUCACUCACAAGAACUAUCAGUACACGGUGCCGGAGUCGCUGCCGGUGCAGUCCGUGGUGGCCAGAAUCAAAGCAGCCGAUGCGGAUAUAGGCUCCAACGCGGAGAUGGACUUCAGGAUCAUGGACGGCGACGGGCCCGGCAUGUUCAACAUCACCACAGAUGAGGAGACGCAAGACGGGAUCAUCAUCCUCCUGAAGCCUCUAGACUUCGAAACAAAGAGCAGCUUCUCUCUGAGAAUCGAAGCCACAAACAGGAAUAUUGACUCCAACUUCUUGAGCCUGGGCCCAUUUAGCGACACGACGUCCGUCAAGGUGACGGUGGAAGACGUGAACGAGCCGCCUGUCUUCUCCUCGCCACUCAGCAAGAUGGUUGUUUCGGAAGACGCCAAAGUUGGCACGUCGAUCGGGAGAGUCUCUGCCCACGAUCCAGACAACUCCAACAAUGGCAUCAGGUACUCCAUCGACAGGAACACGGACCUGGAGCGCUUCUUCAACGUGGACGCUAUGAGUGGGGUCAUCAGCACGGCCAAGUCUCUGGACCGAGAGGCCAACUCGGUCCACAACCUCACCAUCUUCGCCAUGGAGAGCCAGGACCCGACCCAAAUUGGAAAAGGCAUCUCUCUCAUCACGGUGUCGGACAUAAAUGAUAAUGCCCCGGUCUUCGCCAUCGACUAUGAAACUCUGCUCUGUGAGAACGCCUUGCCAGGACAGGUGAUACAGACCAUCAGCGCGGUGGAUAAGGACGAACCUCUCAGCGGCCACCGCUUUUAUUUCACUCUGGCCGCACCGGCUGCCGGCAACCUCAACUUCACUCUGCGAGAUAACAAAGACAACACGGCGUCCGUGCUGACGAAGCGAGGCGGCUUCAGGCGGCGGGAGCAACCUGUGUAUCGGCUGCCCGUGCUGAUUGUGGACAGUGGAAGUCCUGCGCUCAGCAGCACGAACACACUCUCGGUGCGGGUGUGCGACUGCGACUCCGACGGCGUGGCUUUGUCCUGCGGGGCCGUGGCCUACACCGCCACCGGCCUCAGCACCGGCGCCCUGCUGGCUAUUUUAGGCUGCAUCAUGACGCUUCUGGUGAUGGUUCUGCUGAUCGUGACGAUGCGUCGCAGGAGGAAGGAGCCCCUGAUCCUGGAGGAGGAGAGGGACAUCAGAGAGAACAUCGUCCGCUACGACGACGAGGGCGGCGGCGAGGAGGACACGGAGGCGUUCGACAUGGUCACCCUCCGCAACCUGAACGUCAUCAGGGACCCCAACGUGCGGCGAGAUGUCACCCCGGACACUCCCACUUUCUUUCAUUACCCAUCAACUUCCCGCCCGUCCUAUAAAUCCCUGCCGGACAACGUGGUGUUUCGAGAGUUCAUUUGGGAGCGACUCAAGGAUGCUGACGUGGACCCGUCAGCUCCUCCGUACGACUCUCUGCAGACGUACGCUUUUGAAGGCAGCGGCUCUGUAGCUGAGUCGCUAAGCUCUCUGGAGUCACUAAGUACAGACUCGGAUCAGAACUACGACUAUCUCAGCAACUGGGGGCCACGCUUCAAAAAGCUGGCCGACCUGUACGGCAACAGCGACGGCACCAGCGUCUUCUCAUAGCCCCUUAAAUGUUUCUCUUAAAACAAUUGUUGGACUUUAAGAUGAAAAAAAAAAAAGAAAUAAUUAAGAGUAAUUUAUUGUCAGAGAAAAAUGAUUUUGUCUGCCUUAGUGCAUCGGAGGGAGGGAAAAAAAAGAUUCAAAGACAACACGAGAGAGAUUGAAAGAAAAACACUUUGACUUCAAAGGUUCUCGGUUUGUUUACCUCCUUGUAUGGAUUUUCAAAAGCGUGCCACGGUGAGUUUUGACACAGACUUCAAAAGUGACUCGAUGGAGGAGGAAACCUUGUGUGCAAAAAAGACAUUAAAAGGUUUUUGGAUUUUUUCGGGGGCUCCGGUCCAACCGCCGACUGCCGUAUGCAUACAUGUUGGAUCAUUUUUACGGGGAGGCACCUGUCCUUUUCAUUCCAGGCGACGGGCACCGACCCAGCACUCUUUUUUUUUUUUUUUUUGCUUUGAUGCAUUCCUUUGCUAUCUUUGUGCAAAAAAAAAAGAAAAAGAAAAGAAAAAAAAAAAAACACAUCAAUGUUUCUCAUGAGAUGCUGUGUCCCUGGCGGCUAACCAGUAGUCACUUGAGCGUUCAUGCAAAAUUUGACAAUUUCUAUGCGGUUUUUUUGGGGGGUUUUUUUGCAUUUUUUUUUCUUCCUUUCUGGGAGGGUUUUUUGUCAGUAGGAUGACGAGAAUAAACUUUUUAAAGCGUCAGAGCCACAUUAUUCAUGGACUCUGUCAGAAACCUCACCGCUAUAUGAAGAGUGCUGCAAAGUGCACACGUCCUGUAUAAACAAGUAGUCGACGUGCUGAGGAAAGUGAUUUGAGGAGAAAGAAGCGAUGCUCUCGUCGGUUCGCGUAUGAUUUCUCUUAUUCUCCUUACAAUACAUUUUGCAGAUGUUGCAACGUAGUGUUUGUCUGAGUCUGUUUUUCUUCAGCCUUUUAUAUUUCCGAGUCCGAUGUAUAAUUUCUGAGCUAUACAAUUCAGUUGUUCUCUUUGUACGAGGCUUCGGGGUGGUGGGAACGUCUGCUGUGUGAGAAAAAAAAGCUCCGCCGAAGGAUCCUUGUUGUGUUUGAUGGCGAGACUCACACCAACUAGACUCUAGAAAAAAAAAAAAA
Messenger RNA from Acanthopagrus latus (yellowfin seabream), 4262 nucleotides. RefSeq names its product cadherin-7-like. Lineage: Eukaryota; Metazoa; Chordata; Actinopteri; Spariformes; Sparidae. The record is from RefSeq and is a predicted model, not a curated record. The transcript is spliced from 12 exons. Bases 757 to 3159 code for a protein of 800 amino acids. Gene Ontology annotation, biological process: calcium-dependent cell-cell adhesion; cell morphogenesis; adherens junction organization. Gene Ontology annotation, molecular function: cadherin binding; calcium ion binding. Gene Ontology annotation, cellular component: plasma membrane; adherens junction; catenin complex.